UACAACGGGUCGUUGUGAAUUAAUGAAAAUUAUUUUAUAACAUUAAAACGAGUGGAACGCAAGAAAUGUGACGUGACACAAACAAAAAAAAAUCUAUAAACUUUGUCAGCUGUGAAUUGCUUUGUUUAUCUAAUUCUACUUAACUUAUUUUAUUUGUUUCUAUGUUUUGCUUUUGUUUAAAAUUAUUUUAGUUGUAAAUUUGAAUUCAAAGCCUUAAAUAAACAAGAACAGGAAAUUUCAUUAUGUUCACAAGCAAAAAUCGUAUAUACACAUUAACACUAUUAACGCUUGCACUGUGGGCUCAAUCGUGCACUUCUAGCAAUAUACUUGGUCUAUUCCCACACUUCGGUUACAGUCACUUCAAAGUAUUCUAUCCAAUAUUACAGAAUUUGGCGGAACGCGGUCACAAUGUCACUGUGAUUACGUACAUUAAGAAUCCGGACCCACAUCCAAACUAUGAGGAAUUUAUAAUCACAGGCAAGGAAACACACGAUGUCAUAACAUUGGACAUGUUUACGCCAGCACGUAACUUGAAAAUACUCUUUCAUGAAUAUUAUUUGCUACAUGCUGAGGGGCAGGAGUCGUGUGAUAAGUUUUAUAAGAGCGGCUAUGUUGAUAAGAUACUUGCGCGUCAUGCACGUGUACCCUACGAUCUGGUUAUAAUGGAAAAUUUCAAUACAGAUUGUUACUUCGGUGUGCCAUACUUGUUGCAAGUGCCUGUUGUGGGUGUAAGUAGUUGUGCGCUUAUGCCUUGGUACUACGAUCGCAUUGCGUUGCCAGAUAUACCAUCUUAUGUGCAAUCUGAAUUUAUUGGCUUUCCGGAAACACUCAAUUGGCAACAACGUCUUACGAACUUUAUACAGGCAAAAGGUUUAAGAACGUUGUACCGUUUUUACACAAACUACCUUGACAGCAAAGUUAUUAAAAAGUAUUUACAAAUUGAUGUUGACGUUAAUGAAAUCGCUAAAAGUCUCACUAGUUUGAUUUUUGUAAAUCAACAUUAUUCAUUAAGCGGUAAUAGGCCAAUCACACCGCAACUUAUCCAGAUGGGUGGCGUACAUAUAAAUGAGAAGCACAUUAAUGACACAUUACCCAAAGAUAUAACAAAUUUUCUGGAUAAAAUUGAUGAAUCUGCCACAAAGGGAGUUUUAUUUAUAAGUUGGGGCUCAAUGAUACGGUCUUCAAGCUUAGAUCGAAAACUUAUCAACACUAUACUAAAAGUUUUAAAAAAAUUUCCAUUAAAAGUUAUUUGGAAGUGGGAAACAGAUGAGAAGCCAACAAACAGUGAACAAAUCUUGUUUGUAAAAUGGGCACCACAAUUCAAUUUAUUAUGUCACCCUAAGGUAAAAUAUUUUUGGGGUCAUGGUGGUCUACUUGGCACAACCGAGGCUGUGUAUUGUGGUAAACCUUUGAUUGUAACACCCAUAUAUGGCGAUCAAUUUACGAAUGCAAAUGCAGUGGAAAAUCGCAAAGUAGGCGUGAUAAUGGAUUACAAUGACAUUGAUGAGAAUCGCCUUGUAAACACAAUACAAGAAAUAAUGCGCACAAGAUAUACUGAAAAUGCAUUAGCACUUUCGAAAAUAUUUCGAAAUCGCGAAAAAACUCCAAUAGAAACCACAACUUGGUGGAUUGAGCAUUUAUUACAAAAUGGAAAAAUAGCCAGUGAACUUUUGCAUAAUAAGGCCGUUCAUCUUAAUUGGUUUGUUUAUCACUCUCUGGACAGUGCACUGAUUUUACUUCUAGGAACUAUAUUAUUCUUAAUAUUUAUAUGUCGUCUAGUCAAAAUUGCGAAUUUGGCGUGGAAACGUCGUUUAACUCAUAAAAUUAAACAAAAUUAGUGAUUUUAAGUGUAUUAAAAAAGUUAGU
Molecule: messenger RNA, 1866 nt
Organism: Teleopsis dalmanni
Lineage: Eukaryota; Metazoa; Arthropoda; Insecta; Diptera; Diopsidae
Gene: Ugt36A1
Product: UDP-glucosyltransferase 2
Exons: 4
Coding region: 243-1838 (531 amino acids)
Molecular function (GO): UDP-glycosyltransferase activity
Source: RefSeq, a predicted model, not a curated record